Messenger RNA from Zootoca vivipara (common lizard), 1663 nucleotides. The record is from RefSeq and is a predicted model, not a curated record. Lineage: Eukaryota; Metazoa; Chordata; Lepidosauria; Squamata; Lacertidae.
UGCCUCUUCCACUCCUAUGGUGGCGCCGGCGCCCCCUCCCGUCAAACGACGAAGUGAGGGGAAGCAGCCUCGGCGCACCAGGAGGAGGAGGCAGGCCAACGGCAGAGUAAGUGGGCAAGGGCAGGGAGGGCGGACGGGGGCCUCCUCUAAUGUUGUUGUCUCACCCGUUGCUCCAUCCCAGACUCUUGCCGUCGCCUCGCGGUCCGAGGUGCUUUCAUCAGCAUCCGGCGAGGAGGCCCUCCCGGUGCCGGCUAGAGUGUCGAGUGGUGGAAAGCGUCGUCACAAAAGUCGUUCCAGGAGGCGGGCAAAGAGGCGCAGGGACGAUACCUCGACCUCGACCACCUCAGGGCUCGCGGACGUGCACAUAUGGAUGGUGGGACAUUCCAUAGUCCAUUGGGCAGGCCUUCGCGCUGGCCAGACGCCAUUGGGUCCUCGACUUGGCCUUCCAUCCAACAUCCAAGUGACCUGGAUGGGCAAGAGGGGCAUGCGCUGGGGGGAGCUUCUCCCUUUGCUGCGGCGCAAAGCCCUCUUGCUCGGGUGCCCGUCCGCCCUGGUGAUCCAGCUGGGGGAAAAUGACAUCCCCGCGGUUGACCCGUUAUCUCUUCGCCUGGCUAUCCUACGAGAUUUGUUGGAGAUAAGGACUUGGUUCCCUGAUACCGUCGUUUUUUGGUCCCAAAUGUUGCAGAGGAUGCAAUGGCGGGGUGACAUUCCUCCUCUGGCUGGGGAAAGAGCCAGAAAAAGGGUUAACAGCGCAGCAUCCAAACGGGUGUACGAAAUCGGGGGGAGUUUGAUUCGACAUCCCGAAAUUAAUGUUAGAGCCCCGCUUUUAUAUCGGGAUGAUGGGGUUCACUUGUCCCCUGAUGGGUAUGACAUUUGGCUGCGUGAUGUGUCUGAGGGUUUAAAAAGUUGGUUAGGUCUCUGAGUGUUGGCGGCAAGCCAGGGCUGGCUUGAUUGGCGGUUAGGCUUUUGGUUGGUUAAUCGGUUGGUAGAGGGGGUGGCACACGGAUGCCUACCCUCACCUCCGUUUGCUCCAUAUAGAAGUAUUCCGUUAAAGGAAUCUCGGGGCUUACACUCUUGUCCUUACCAUCCCGCCAUUGGCGGGAAUGGUGGGCCCAAUUUUUAAGAGCAAGAGCCUUGAGGAACAUUCUUGGUGAAGGUGAGGAGGGAAUGACUGGGCGCAGCCACCUCCUCACUCCCAGGUAUGUUUACUUGACUUCCAUUCGGAAGUCGGAGCAGGAACUGUCCAAGCGGACAGUGGUGAGUCCUGUCCUAUGGUGACAGCUGAGGUGAGUCCUGCCACGUGGGGCAGAUGAGGUGAGUCCUGUCCUAAGGGGACAGCUGAUUGAGUCCUGUCCUAGAUGGACAGAUGGGGAUAGUCCUUCUUUAGGAAGGACGAGUGAAUAACCAAAAGCCUAAGCCAACACUCGGAUUAAAAUUGUGUAAUUAAUAAAGUUGUGGCCCUAAAUUAUUUGCCAAAAACCAAACCAUAAUUCUGUUGUCAGUUGUGAGUUAUUUAAGGUAAUUUUCUGGGAAGCCUCGACACACAAAGCGCUUUAUAUCAUACAAUAUAAAGCGGAUUGUGGUAGGGCUGUUAAGAAAUUUAGCUUAGGGUUUGGUUUGUGUAAGGCCACAGCUCAUGCUGAGUAAUGGGGGGCGUGCGUAU